Messenger RNA from Anopheles funestus (African malaria mosquito), 7825 nucleotides. Its product is annotated as anoctamin-5. Gene Ontology annotation, biological process: chloride transmembrane transport. Lineage: Eukaryota; Metazoa; Arthropoda; Insecta; Diptera; Culicidae. Gene Ontology annotation, molecular function: protein dimerization activity; chloride channel activity. Gene Ontology annotation, cellular component: plasma membrane. The transcript is spliced from 12 exons. Bases 3263 to 7453 code for a protein of 1396 amino acids. The record is from RefSeq and is a predicted model, not a curated record.
CUAACUUUCCUGCGAGAAAAAUAUAGUGAAUUCUUUGAUCUCGUAUGCGAUCACCACCAUUAUCGUUAACCGGCAUGUUUACCGACUAUGAUUCUGUAGGUAUAGCUUCGGUUUCUGUUUCUACCUUUCUCCCUCACUUCCUUCCCAGCACUUACACAUAUAACCUCCAAUUCAUGGGCUUCGUGGAUGACAUCAUAGAUUAACACUGGCGGUGAUGUGAAAAAUUAUCAUCUAAUUGAAUUACGAAUCCUCAAGCAUUGAGGAUCAGUAGCGGAUCUAGCGGUGGGCGGAGUAGACGGCCGCCUAGGGCCCCGUCGUUUGGAGGGGCCCCGAAAGACGACAGAACAUUUCAUACGUAACGGAGCCCGAGCAGAAGCCCCACCCCCCCGCUCAUCUACUACCUGAUCGAACUCGAACACUAGAAGCCUCUUUAAAACCAUGAACGAACGUUUUCCAAGGAAUCAUAUGGAUAACCGGGGCUCCAAGAUUACGACAAUGCGAUUUUUUCUCUGUCACCCAGGUUCGGCGGUGAAGAGGUUGUGAAUUUGUUGACCCUCUCGCUGAAUCAUACAGAGCUAGGGGCCCCUUUAAACCAAGAACGAACGUUUUCCAAGGAAUGAUAUGGACAGCCGAGGCACCAGCACUAUCAAUGGGUUGUUCUUCCUUGAAAACCAUAUGCAGAGGUUGCGAGUCUGUUUUGGCUAUCCGCCACUGUUGAGGAUCAGUCCUUAGCAGAGGGUUUUCCAAUUUUGAAACUGUAGAUAAAACCUAGAUACACUGCUAAAAAGGAAAUCGACGACUUGAUCAACAGGAGUGCUGGAUAACCUUUUUUUACAGGAUCAUCGGAUAGAUCAAGUUGAUCUCAAUCUGUCAGAGAUCGCAUGUCGCAGUUGAUGGAUAAUUAGUUUAUUUUUGAUCCGAAUUUUGUAAAAAAAAUACUUCUCCUUCUUUCCUGGUUUAACGUCCUCUAAGGUCACGUUCGCCACCUCUGGCUUAUUAGACUUAUUUUUAAAGCGUAGCCGGUUAAUCAAUCCUUGCUACGGGAGGACAUGGUCCGGAUUAGAUUUGAUGCAAGGUCCUGUCGUGUGGAACUGACACCAUUUAAAACAUAUACUACCGGGCCUAGCCCUUAUGAAAGCCAUCGAAUUGAUAACCUGUUCGUAUACAUCUUCCUAACUUUACGGGACAUAAUGCAAUAAGGCAAUAAGUCUGUGGGGGCGAUCCUUGCUAGCUGUGGAAAAUCGACGCACUGUGUGUAGAUCCUCCGACCCGUUCCUGAUGAUGUGCCGUAAUUUUACCGAUAUCUGCGAUGCGUUCGAGCCAGGCAUGACAAAUGCGGCAUGCGUCGAAAGCAUUGACCUCGCUAGCUCGAAUUCUUAAGGUAUAUGUUAAAAAACCCGUCAUGUAUGUUCUAAACGCUAUCGAGUGGGCUAAUAGCUCCAUUGACGAAUAAACAAUUAUUACUAUUAUUAUAAAAAUGUAUUUGAAAAAUCUAUACACAAAAAUAUGUACAUCACUGUAAACACGUGUCCUUAGCCGGUUUUGAUGACUACAUCGUUGUAAACGUUCGUCAUCAGUAUGUACAGAGCGGCCCACGAGGUGAAAGCAAACCUCACUUAGUCGUUCGGUGCUAUUGAAGGUGGUUCGCAUUUAUUGUAUGGAAUCAUUUCACUAACUAGUCGUACAUGGGACAAAGUGUCAUGAAGAGCUUGUAAUUAACUGCAUAAUUAAAAAAGAAAUGCGAUUAAAUCACGUUGCUUAAAGUGACCACGGAUAUAGGAAACCCCGAAAAAGAAAGAAAAGUUAGCUUCAUAUGUUGAAAUAACACUAAACAAACUUGUAUUCUAGAUUUAGUGUAUAUAAACCAGGAAAAGAUUAUGGUGUUACAGUGCAUUAAAAAAAAUAGAAACAAUUUGGGUGUACAAACUAAAGUGUGAAAGUAUCUCUUAACAUCUCGUUCUGUUCGUUAUAAUAGAUGCAAGUAUUUGUUUGGCAAAUCAUAUGAACUGCAUACGGCAGCAUACGUUCCACCAUCAAUCGUAAGGAGAAACAUCCAGCAGUCCUACCUGUGAAGGAAAAUCACAUACAUUAUUUAUUCACGAUCGAACAAAAUCGAUAACGUUGCUGCUCAGGACCUCCUUUCUCCUGGGCCGCCUGUUUAGCCUGUAACGAACAACGUUGAUGAUGUGUGUUAUCAUCAUGAAAACAUGGUUUCGUUCACGAAGGCACGCACGAAAGAGUGGAACACAACAAAACAAAAUUUAGCCCCACACAGUGAAAAGACGCGUGGCUAUCGUGUGUUGACAACUCUACCCCCCAUCGGUUCGGGCGAUUAGUAUACGUUCUGGUUGCUUGUGGUAGUGUAGAUGGAACCGAAUGGAACCGGUGACCCUCAGCAUCAGGAUACCAAUCGUCGAUCGUUGGCCGUAACUUUCACGCUGUGUUUCAUCGGUGACGAAAGCACGUGUCGUCGGAUUGCGGUGAGCGAACGCGGUUAGCCGAUAUACUGCCAUAUUGAUUCGAAAUCGGCGGCUGGAACGGUUCCGGAGAAAGUUGUUGGAGAACGAGGGAGAUCCAUUACGACAUCGAAUAAUGUUUCCGUGCCGACAUGCAACCCAACACAUUUAUGAUGCCACUUUGGUGGAAGGUAUCUUCAGUUGCAUGACGUUGGUCAAGCCAAGCGUACGCGAACGUUCUUGCCUAGAUUCAGUUAACAUUUAAUGUUUACAAGUGAAGCUCACUAAUCAAAUACAUACUAUCAGUUGUGCCAAAUGUAACGCGCAACAUGGAAAAUGUAGUGCAAACAGUGUAGCUCGCAUGGGGUUAAAAUUGUCAACUAAUCAAACCACGGGAAUGCUUUUUUAGAAACAUAUGUGGUGGUUGUGCAGUAAUCAUCAGCAAGUUAAGUAAUUUUUCUAUUGCCAUAAGUAGCUGAAAAAGUGAAGCAAAAAAUCAAACCGUACACAUUCCCACAAGCAGUAGAAAUCGCAGAUGACCGUUCACCGAUCGAUAGAUUGUAAAUGUUUUAUGCAGUAAAUGCAUUCGCUCCGCCCCGAUGCGUGAAUAACUAGGGCAAAUAGAUGUGAUUGGAGUAAAAAACACGACAUCCACGAAGGCAGGUGAACCAUUCCUGAAUGGUACGUGUGUAGUGCUGUGACCGUAAUAUCUAUCGUGUGUUUCGAUCGGCCGUUUAGUUGAACAAAAAAGUGCAGUUGGAAAUGUAAAGGGAAGAACCCAUUCAUCUAGUUCGGUUCUAGUAGGGAUGAACAAACAACGAUCGCAUAGCUGUCGAGAUUCACGCGCUUUGAUCUACCGCUCACGAAAAUUUGCGGGCGAAUGUAACGGAGUAUUGCACAUGUGGCAGCUAUCUAGUAAUUUCAGCGAUACAGUAGCUGUAGUAUCGAAUAGUGCAAAAGAACGAGCUCUAGACUGCAUCGAAACACAGAAACAUUGUGACACAAGAAACGAUUCGUCCUCAAUUGACGGUUACGCACCAAUCUCCAAUUCCACUCAAAGCCGAUCUCUUAAUUCAGCAUCUUCUCGUAUGGCUACCAACAGUUCUGCCGAUGGUUCCGAGAAUUUCAAUCAUUUUCCCGAUGCCGUUGACGUUGGUGGCCACUUUGAUGUGCUGUUGCCGAACUGUAUUGUGCAACAGGAGAAACUAUAUAAUGAAAAUACUAAAACGGAAAAGCAAACAGUAGGUUCUAGGACGAUACAUUCCAGCCCUGUUGGAAAACCACGCAGUCGCCGCUACAGCCAAGACUCAUGUGCUCCCAUUUACGAACGACUUUCCGUCGCUGGAUUCGUAAGAAACGGAACGGUUAACGAUAGUUGCCAAAAUUUUAAGCUGAUGACCCACCAACAUCAAAUACUAAUGCGACAUAGUACGGACAAUUUGAGAUCUAUUAAUAACCACCAGGGCACGCCAGCCGGAGGACUCUGUAGCAAACGCGAAACAGUCGAAAUGACUGCAAUUGGUUUUGGUACAGAAGUUGGCACCGAACUGACCAACCAUGGGAAGACAAAAUACAUCAUGCAUCGAAUGACAGCCCAAGAUCUGGGGAGUGGAAACGAGCCAUCUUCCUCGCAGGACAGUACAGCCUCACCGAGUUCUACAAUUCUUCCGAAGCCUGUAGAAAUUGUGGUAGAAAACGACUCAGCCCCCACAAAUGGCUACCCGGCAAUGAUCAAUGGUAGUACUUCGAACGCGAGCCCAAAGGAUACAAAUUUCAUAGAUAAACUACCUCCCCUGGAGGAUAUUAUGGAGAGUCCUAUGUUAAAGACACCAGUCGAAAAGUGGCUCGAGACCGAGGAUCGGCUGUCCAGCGAAGAAAUUGUUCCACCGUAUGGCACAGAAGAGCCUAGCCGUAGUCCCGACCUUUACAGCAAUCUCUUUGGUCCGAAGAUUAGUGCCAGUGAAAACAUUCCUGGUACCCCAAUGGAUACACCGGACAUCGUUUCAGAGUUCAACAAAAGUUUCAACUCUAGCACAACGAGCAUUAUCAAUGAACGCCGACGAUCGUCCUCUAAAUUGCUAGGCCUAGCAACUGCCGACCGUGAUCCUGCGUCAGUCGGUGGCAUAGGAACGGGAACGCACAGUUCCAUGAGUGAUCAUCCGAAAUGCGGAACUGCUCAAGGUGGCCAAAACUUCGGCGGUACAAGUGUAGAUAAAAAUAAUUCUCUUAGUAAGGGAAGCCUGCGAAAUCUGCUCAAACUACGCAAAGCUUCUGACCAGUCGCAAGACACGCGGCGUUCCAGUCAGCAGGAUAAAGAGGGAUUGGAUCCAGAGUCUCUUAUGUUUCGCGAUGGACGUCGAAAGAUUGAUAUGGUGCUAUGUUACGAGGAGGAUGAUCAAGGUGUAAUGACCGAGUUGGAUGCCUUGAAACGUCACCAACGUAAACUGUUUCAAGAAAAUCUCAUUCGCGAGGGUUUAGAAUUUGAGGUGGAGGACAAAGCACAAGCCUUCGAUGGUAAAACGUACUUUGUUAAAAUACACAUUCCCUGGCGGACGGAGUCACGCUAUGCGGAAGUUAUGAACUUGAAGCUGCCUGUGAAAAGAUUCAUUACGAUCAGUGUUAAGGAGGAGGAAACUGCACUACGUCGACAACAGAAUAAAAUUCUAAAUUACUGGAACCGACUAAUGUCGAUGACCGAGUACAACCAUGGACGUAUUGAGAAGGAACCCUCCUUCUAUUCGGCUACAGCAAAUGGAAAUCCGGAGGAACAAUUCAUCGUGAAGGACCGUUGCACUUCGUACACAAGCGCCCAGCGUAGCCUGAUCGUUAUGCAAAUUCUUAUGAGGACGCGGUUCGACGAAACGGAGAAGGUAAACAACGUGGGCAUUCGACGGCUACUGAACGAUGGCACUUAUCUGGCCUGUUUUCCUCUGCACGAGGGUCGCUACGACAAAGAUCAUUCGUCUGGAGCGCUGUUUGAUAGGCGGCUGCUCUAUCUGGAAUGGGCACGCCCCAUCAAAUGGUACAAGAAACAGCCGCUUUGUCUCGUGCGCAAAUAUUUUGGAGACAAAAUUGCACUGUACUUUUGCUGGCUCGGGUUCUACACCAAAAUGCUCUACGCACCGGCUAUAGUUGGAUUAUUUUGUUUCUUAUACGGACUCGCAUCGAUGGACUCUAGCGAUAACAUUCCGACUAAAGAAAUUUGCGACGAGAAUGGACCAGGAAAAACUAUAUUAUGUCCCCUGUGUGACCGAGCGUGCAGCUACCAACAGCUCCAUGAGUCUUGUUUCUUUGCCCAGCUCACGUAUCUGUUUGACAAUCCGUCCACCGUGUUCUUUGCGAUCUUUAUGUCCUUUUGGGCGACUACAUUUCUGGAGCUGUGGAAACGAAAGCAAUCGGUGUUGGUCUGGGAAUGGGAUUUGCAGAACAUUGAAAAUGAGGAAGAUAUGCGACCAGAGUUCGAAACAACGGUCAAAACAUUCCGUAUCAAUCCGGUAACCCGCGAGAAAGAACCCUACAUGCCAACGUGGACGCGAGCUGUACGCUUCAUCGCCACAUCUAGUGCCGUUUUAUUCAUGAUUUCUGUCGUCCUUGCUGCUGUUCUUGGAACCAUUAUCUAUAGAAUUUCACUCGUAUCAGUCAUCUACAGCGGGGGAGGAUCAUUCUUUCGAACGCAUGCCAAACUGUUCACUACUAUGACCGCGGCGCUAAUCAAUCUUAUCAUCAUCAUGCUCCUCACCCGGAUAUAUCACAAGUUAGCCCUUUAUCUAACAAACAUGGAAAAUCCGCGAACGCAGACAGAAUACGAAGAUUCGUAUACGGUGAAAAUAUUCGUGUUUGAAUUCAUGAACUUUUACAGCUCGCUAAUCUAUAUAGCGUUCUUUAAAGGACGCUUCUACGAUUAUCCCGGCGAUGAUGUAGCGAGAAAAAGCGAGUUCCUUCGGCUUAAGGGCGAUAUUUGUGAUCCGGCCGGAUGUCUUAGUGAAUUAUGCAUACAGUUGGCUAUCAUUAUGGUUGGCAAGCAGUGCUGGAACAACUUCAUGGAGUAUUUCUUUCCUGCCUUUUACAAUUGGUGGCGUCAGCGAAAACACAAACAGCUUACAAAGGACGAAACACAUUUGCAUAUGGCAUGGGAACAAGACUAUCAUCUGCAAGACCCUGGCAGGUUAGCCCUGUUUGAUGAAUAUUUGGAAAUGAUUGUUCAAUACGGAUUUGUAACGCUGUUUGUAGCUGCAUUUCCGUUGGCUCCUUUAUUUGCGCUGUUGAACAACAUUGCAGAAAUAAGACUGGACGCAUAUAAAAUGGUAACGCAAUCCAGACGUCCUCUGGCUGAACGUGUGGAGGAUAUCGGUGCAUGGUAUGGCAUACUGAAAAUCAUAACAUAUACCGCUGUUGUGUCAAACGCCUUCGUUAUCGCUUACACUAGUGACUUUAUUCCACGAAUGGUUUACAAGUAUGUUUAUUCACCACAAUUUUCAUUACAUGGAUACAUUGAGCACUCGCUUUCAACUUUCAAUACUUCUGAUUACAAAGAAGAAUGGGGUACCAAGACAGAAUCGGACCCGGAUACCUGUCAGUACCGGGGUUAUCGCAACGGUCCCGAAGCUGACGAGCAAUACGGGCUGAGUCCACACUAUUGGCACGUUUUUGCAGCACGUUUGGCGUUUGUCGUUAUAUUUGAACACAUUGUAUUCGUGUUGACCGGUAUCAUGCAGUUCAUCAUUCCGGAUAUACCGAUCGAAGUUAAGACGCAAAUGCAGCGUGAACAGCUUCUAGCGAAAGAAGCCAAAUAUCAACACGGGUUGAAGAAAUCGCGCGAAACCGACUAUGAGGAAAUUCUGCAUACCCUACGCGAGCAGAGCAACAACAGCAGGCAAGGAAUGCGUGGCAGCUGGGCACGUCGUCUAAGUAGACUCAGCGAUGGACUCGAUGCUCACGUAGAAGUUCCAAAUCGUCCAAGGCACUCGUUAGAAUCCACUGUUUGGGAGGUUACCUAGCAUUAGCUGUUGUAUGUCCGGAUGAAGCUCUCUGGCACAACGGACGAUGGCAUCACAUACUUCUGCGCUAUGCAAUAUAUUGAAAAAUAUAAGGGUCGUAGAACGAGUUCAACUUAUAAGAUUAUCUUCAAUAAUAUUUUAAGUUAAUGGAAAUCUUUCACACAACUUACUAACGCACAGCAUAAUAUCAUAAUUUUGCCACAACAAAAAAUGCUUGACUUCACAAUUAAGUUGGGAUUUUUAGUUUCAAUCAAAAGCAGUAUUUUCAUUACAUGUACAAACUUUAAGUGUUUGUCACGCUCGAUAUGAUUCUAAUAUAAUCAGGUGUUUUUCCCACACAGUCAAUUCGUACAAUAUAAGUCAAAAAAUAAA